CUCUUGUACGCACAGUUCGCGGUCAACACAACCUUCGCGACGGACUCUGGUGCCCCAUGUUUCAACAAUAGGUUGUGAGGAUACAUGUUAAUUACUGACUUAAUGUUUUUAAACACAACUGGACGAAGAAGCCACAGGCCACGUUCCUGUUGACGUAGACGUAGAGGCGUGUGUGUCGUUAUUUAUUUCUGAAGUUUUACAUGAAAACCAAAACGUGUCUUAUUUUAUUUGUGUGAGCAAGUCACCGUUUGAUAUGAAGACGGGAUGAACUACAGAUCAUCAUGGCCACAUACCGGGAUCUUCAUUUUGAUUGGUCAAUGCUCUGCCAGGAAUGUACUGAUUGCUGGACAGCCUCAGAUCUCCAGUUGGCAGCAGAGCUUGGGAAGACGCUUCUGGAGAGGAACAAGGAGUUGGAGAACAGUGUGAAGCAGCACCAGAACAUAAUAGAGGACCAGACUCAGGAGAUUGAAUAUCUCACAAAGCAGACUGCAGCACUGCGGGAAGUGAAUGACUCCAGACUCCGAAUCUACGAACAACUGGAAGUUAGCAUUCAAGAACUAGAGAGAGCUAAUCAGAGACUGGCACUAGAAAAUUCGGCAGACAAGAAACAUAUCAAGAGUUUGUGCUUGAGUAUAGAUUCGCUAGAAUCACGAUGUGAGGAGCUUCAAAGGGCCCUGGAUGAGGUGACUCUGCAGCAAAAUAGUCAAGCGAGACGUCAGCAAAGAUCGAAGAGUUCUUCAGACAAUAGGAACUCCAGUGGCCCUAAUAUAAAACUGGAAAAUGAGGCAGACCAGCAUGGAGAUGAAGGUGUUGACAUGAAGGAGAAUGCAGAAGAUGAAGAAGUGAUUAGGUUGCUGGAGCAGCUUCAGGAAUCAAGGUCUCAGAGAGUGAAGGAACAACGAAAAAUAUCAGAAUUGGAAGAGCAAUUGGCUGGUCUCUUGCAGGAGAACUUGGCUCUGGAGGAACAGCUAACCUUGUUGCGACAGAAGGAAGAAGAUAUGAAGUCGCUGCAAGAAGAAAUAUCUACUUUGGAAGAAGUCAGGCAAGGACACUUGUGUGGCCGCUGCCUAAGGAACAUGGAUUCCAGAGGUCAUGAUGAGCUGUCAAUGAUGCUAGACCAUGAAGAAGAAGAAGAAGAUGGUAGUGUGGUGAAUUCUGUUGUGAGUGAAACCCACCGCAGCAUGAUUAUGCUCCAGAUUCAGGAUCCUUCUAUAGAGGAGGGGCAGACACGUGACAAUCCAUACCGCGUGCUGGUUGAGAAGUAUGAAGCACUGCUUGAGAUGCAGCGGCGUCCAGCCCCAGGCAGGCAACAUCAUGUUGCUCCCAGCACCAACUGUCUGUCCUUGCAGGAAGAACUACAGUUAUCAGGAGACUUCUCCAGCUUUAAUGGAAAAGUAGAGGCAGAUGCAGAGAGUGACAAUGAAGGCAUUGAGUCAGCUGUUCCUAGUAAGAGUUGUAAGAAAGAGACUGAUACAGAGAAAAAGGCUGAAAAAGCAUUUUCUGCAACUCCAACAGACUUCUCAGAAGCAGAAACAUCAUCGUCUGGUUUUUCAGAUGAGAUUAGCAACAAGGCAACACAAACAGAGGGACACCUACCACCAGGUUCAUUUCUUUGUUCAAUUGCUGAUGGAGAUGAUUGUCGCUUCAGUAUCUACGAUGAUGCCAGCCCUAUAGAAAGUCGUUUCCGAAAGACACCCGAGUAUCGUCAACUAUUCCGUGAGAUAUUUGCUGUACUCAAGAGGGCAGCAGAAGCAAAAGAUGAGGGUGAACAACUUCCACUGUUGGAAGAUCUGACACCUGUAGCAGAGGCUCCUAAAGUUCCACCAGUGACUCCAUCAAAAGAAGAACUUCCAAAUGAUUUUCAUAAACGAAACAGUAGUAACAAUGCACACGUAUCAAAUCCUGAUCUUCCAAACAAAUCGACAAGCAAUGAGGACACUGCAGGCAGUAUAGCAGACAAAGAAAUUAUUCUUGAUACGCAGUCAGAUCCUAAAGUGGAGCAUACAGCUGCUGGAUGCAACCCACAAGAUUUAAAUGAUUCUUUAGCCAAAGAAACUGACUUACCCCAACCUAAAGCAGCACCAAAGAAAGACAUAUUGGAAUAUCUGUCUGUUGGUGUGGGUGUUAGAAAGAAGUCUCAUGGAAGAAAGAAUUCUCCCAUGAAAACCUUGAAACCAACUGUAGCAGAAAGAGUGGAACAGAUAGAAUCAAUUCCUUCUGUAAGCAGCUGCACUAGUGUGACAUCUGCCAACAGAGGCAGGAGGAAGAGGGAGGUGAGGAAUUUUGAUAAAGGAAGAGGUGGAUACAGCCAAUCACCUAUAAGAGGGGAAUCACCCAUGCCUUUUGAUACUUGGAAAAAGCAAGAGAUUCAGAAUUCACCUUGUAGCCAGCAAAAGCCCUCAUUCUUUCAGCAGUCAUCUUAUCAGAGGUUAGGACAUCAGCAACAGAGCACAUGGGACUUCCAGCCAUUCAUUAGUUCUGCAUCACAGGAAGUUGCCAAGUUAAAACGUCUCGAAAAAUCUUACGCCGAAGUUCUUCGCCUUGGACCUCAGAAAUGCAGUAAUCGUCCCAUCCCUACAAAUGGCUACAGAAAGUGAAAUAGCAACAGACAAAGCUGUCUGUGCUUCUUGGCUUCUAUCAUAAAUAAUAUUUUGGAACAAGUGAGGUGAGAAAUUUAUGUUGCCUUAUGGCCUUUAAAAAGAGACAUACUGUAAGGGUUUUAAUCAUAAAUUAAACUGAACAGAGGUAUGGUGUUGAGGUAGUGCCAAGUGUUCCUUCAUCCCUUAUGUCAUAACAACCACAAUUAUUUAAAUUCUGCAAUCAGCCUUGUUCAUGUGGAAGUUGUAUGUGGACAUUGGUGGAAGGUGUAAUGAACUGCCUCUUGUGCCAUGUGUAUAUUUUUUCAUGUAUUUUAACCAAGCUUUGUAAAAAAAAUAUCAUUUAGUGUAUGUGCAACAAUUGUAUUGUAAAUUAUGUGUAUAAAAGCAGCAUUAAGCAAAAGAAUGUUUGAACAUU
Messenger RNA from Zootermopsis nevadensis, 3015 nucleotides. It is a transcript of the gene Cen, whose product is annotated as cerebellar degeneration-related protein 2-like. Lineage: Eukaryota; Metazoa; Arthropoda; Insecta; Blattodea; Termopsidae. The record is from RefSeq and is a predicted model, not a curated record.